Molecule: messenger RNA, 1590 nt
Organism: Hypoxylon trugodes
Lineage: Eukaryota; Fungi; Ascomycota; Sordariomycetes; Xylariales; Hypoxylaceae
Exons: 1
Coding region: 700-1473 (257 amino acids)
Source: RefSeq, a predicted model, not a curated record
UCCCAAUCUAAAGCACAGACGGCCACCCGGAAUAUGUAUCUCUGUCGGUGCAUCACUAAUAAAGGUAGGAUGAAAACAGCAGGCUUUGUUGUCCACUAAUAGAUUUAGCUCUCAAAUAUUCAAUAUACCACCCGGAGAGGCUCGUCAUAGAGUGGUCGGUCCGUGGUCAUCGUCCCACCAUCAAUGCUGCAUUCAAUACCGCUGAACGCCACGCUUUCGGUAAAAACAAGGCUGUGCGAUGUUCCAUCACAUCUAGGUCGCCCUAAUGGGAGCCAUAUGUAUGACCUACCCCCUCCCUGCUGCUUGUAGCCAAUCUAAAAGUUGGGAGAGUAGCAAGCUUCAUGCAAGACUGCGUUGUUCUGCUGCAGCCUGCAGGCGGGCGACGAUGGAGACCAAUAAAACCAAUACCGUCUAUGUGCCGUGACGCACGAGAAUAUUAGGUCCAUGCAGACUGCUCAUGAGGCUUUCUCGCCCGUCUACCAUUUGCUAUCCUCUUCCGGAUCGGGACGGGCUCUAAGUGUUACCGACUUAACCAAUAUUUAGAAGGUGUCUCCUCUCCCCAGGACCCAGAUAGCUUGCUGCCAUUGAUACCCGGGGCAGAUCAGGGCCAGUCCUAACCGGAAACCAGCAUUAUCUCCUGACCCUCCCCGUCACCAACUUGCAAAAAGCUAGUUGCGGGUUCGCCGACUUUGAGAGAAGAUGGCCGAGAUUUACUGUGCUUGCAUCAUUUCCAAUUUAGAGGGAAAGUGGCUUGUUCGUCCUCUGGUACAAUUUGAGACUGAAUUGAGUACGAGCUUGGAAGUACUCGAUAGACGUACUCGACGGCUUGAGGCUCAUGUUCACGUCGCGCCACCUCCCCCUCUAUUGGAAACUUCCUGGGACUCUUUAACAUGGCGUGUGUGCCGGUUAUCACGUAUGUCGGCCGGACUCAUGCUUAGGCAAGCACCGCCUUUAAGCAGCGCAGCAACUAUGCCGCUCAUGAUGAGCGCUAUCUCGAGCAUCGGCCCUCAGAGUCAGCUCGCCUGGCCCGGAAGAGAAGGCAUGGAGGACAAAGAACUUUUACGCCUGGCUGCACAAUGGCUAUGGUGCUUCGCUGGCCAGCGUGGUUUCGAGAUCAAGAACCCAUCUUAUGAAUUCGAGAAUGUCUGCUCAUUGGCACUGGACCUGUCGCUCGAGGCUGAGCCAACCUACCCGGGCCGACCACGCCUCGGAGUACAUCGACCCCAGACACUCCCGCCUGGGGUGCGAGUCAUCCCAGCUCCCCCGCCGCGGAGAUCAACCUGCUGCCAUUGUUGCACUCGUCGUAAUUGUAACGGCAGCUCAAGACGCGAUUCGAGUGUGAGCUCAGACGGAAGCUCUAUUAGGCGAAGGAAGCCAUCUCUUUACGGAUGGGUUAAGAAACUCGCCUUCUGGCGCAGGAAUCGGAUUGAUGAUGAUUCGUCAUCGACGUCAAGCACUUUGGCCGAUGAUUGAACGGGGAGGGGCGGCUUAAUCCGGUGAUGGAACGGUGUGUACUUUGUUAUUACAUGUCGGUGCUCGUGUGCUUUCUUGGGUCGGGGCAGUGGUCCGGGGGAAUAAAAAUGCAGCUUA